AUGAAAAACGGAGAAAAAAAGAACAGCCAACUAACUGAAAACAAAAAAUGUAUUCUGGCUAUUGGGAGAUCAGGGAACGGAAAAAGUUUUACGGCAAAAAUUCUUGGAGCAGAUGAUGCGAUAGUAUCUGAUGGUGCAGAUUCAUGUACCAAAGGAACCAAGUUAUAUACUUGUGGAGAUAAUGGUUUCCUAUACAUUGAUACGCAGGGUUUUGAUGACUCCGAAGGAGUGAAGGGUGGCGAUGCUCAAACGGCUUUAUCGAUUCUCAAAACUAUGAAUGAAAAUGGUAUCACUAAACUACACACAAUUCUUUGGUUUGUUGUUCCUGAAACUCGUAAACUCGGAUCUUUAGUUCGUCAAGCAAAAUUCAUCGAAUCACUUGCCCAAUAUUAUGAUGGCAAUGUUUGGGAUAAUGUGAUUAUUGUUAUGAAAGGUCAAAAGUCAUCCAAAUCGGCUUCCCAAGGUCCAAUUGAAGCAGCAAAAGAAGUAUCAAAAAAAAACCACGAAAAUAAAGAUAUUAAGGUUUUUCAUAUUUAUUUAUAUGAAUAUCUUGAUACAGAAACAUACGAAGCUUUUGAUGAUGAUUCACUUAAUAAAAUGGGGAUUUUCAAAAAAACGGAACCAAAAAAAAUCUUAAAUCGGUAUAUUGAAUUAAUGAAAGGCCAUGAUCAACAUCUUGUUACAAUUCUAUUUAAGGAAGCAAAAUGCUUAAAAUGUCCAGAAGAGAAUGAUCCAAGAUUAACAAUUUCCAAUUGUCAUGGUGAAUCGGAAAGAAAACAUGAACAUCCUAAAAACGUUCAUCCUGGAAAUACUUAUAAAAAGCAUCCAUUUGGCCUUUCUGGUUACCAUCCAGGUAAAUUAGAAAAACAUCAUCCUGGUGGGAGAAUUAAAAAACAUAAAUUUAGUUCCGUUACACCAUGUCAUACUGGUCAAAAAAUUGAAUACCAUCCUAAUGAAAAUUCGGUGCAUCCAUUACCAGCAGUAGGACACCAGUAUGAAACUAAUGAUAAUAACGUACUUCCAGUAAUUGCAAGAGCUUUAACAUUUUCACUUGUUAAUCCACAGAGAACUGUUCAUACUCCAAAAAUUCAUGGAUGUUGUGGUUGGGGAGAAGGUUCAGAUGGCUGUUCUUAUGCUUGUUGUAAACAAUCAAAGGGCAGUAUUGGAUGUAGAGAAAAAUAUAAUUGUUGCAAUAAUUUUGAACCUUGUGUAAAAAAACAUGAUUGUUGUAAUCAGAUAGUAGGAGCAGACACUAAUGGAUGUGAAACAGUUUAUGAUUGUUGUCAACGAGAAGUUAACAGUGAAGGCUGCAGUGAUCGUUAUGAGUGUUGUAAACAAAUGACAAAGUGUAGGAAGAAAUAUGGUUGUUGUGGAGUUGAUUCUAAUAAUGGUAAUAACGGUUGUAAAGAUUAUUAUUCAUGUUGUGGCAUUGAAGUUGGCAACAAUAUUGGUUGUACACCUGUUUGCAAUGGUUGCUCUAAAGAUUUAAAUUCUCCCGGGUGUAUGGAAAUUUGUAAAUUUUGUCAUAAAGAUCCUCAAGAGGGAUCUUGUACAUCAAAUUUUUAUAAACAUGAUUUCGGACCUGAUGUUCCUGAACCAGUUAUCUGGUAA
Entrophospora candida is the source of this 1611-nucleotide messenger RNA. NCBI's taxonomy places the organism in Eukaryota, Fungi, Glomeromycota, Glomeromycetes, Entrophosporales, Entrophosporaceae. The record is from the annotation of a GenBank genome assembly.